AUGAGCGAGCUCCGCCCGUUGCGUGGCGGCUGCCAGUGCGGUCGGAACCGUUACAUCAUCGCCGUGCCUGAAGACGGCAUCCACGACGCGCAAGUGCUCUUCAACACCGAGCCCGUUCACCAGAUCCCCUUGGCCACACCGCUCGCCGCCUUCAUCCGCGUACCGCUCUCGUGGUACCACAGCACCACGUUCGCCUUCUUCCCCGACGAGACGCAUAGCAUGAUCCGCCGCGUGUACACGCACCCCAGCCAGCAGCACUCGAAGCGGCACUUCUGCGGCUUCUGCGGCACCCCGCUGUCGUACUGGUCCGAGGACCCCGUCAGCGAGGCCGAAUACAUCAACCUCACGCUCGGCAGCCUGCUGCGGGAGGAUCUGCGCGACCUCGAAGACAUGGGCCUCAUCCCGGAUGAGAGCGAGGCCGAGGAUGCGAGCGAGGCGGCCGAGGCGGCUCCGGCGACGAGGGGCACGGCCCUGCGGGAGUCCUUUGGCGUCCCCUGGUUCGACGGCAUGGUCGAGGGCACAAGGCUGGGCAAGCUGCGGCGCAGCCAAGGGGUGAAACAAUCACAAGACGGCCACGUCAUGGUGAGUUGGGAGGUGGUCGAAUACACGGAAGGCGACGACGGGAGCGACCUGGACAUGGAGGUGGCAUCCACAUCGUCGGGGAAGCGGAAGCUGGGGGACCUUGGCCACUAA
Messenger RNA from Drechmeria coniospora, 693 nucleotides. RefSeq lists its product as uncharacterized. Lineage: Eukaryota; Fungi; Ascomycota; Sordariomycetes; Hypocreales; Ophiocordycipitaceae. The coding region runs from base 1 to 693 and encodes 230 amino acids. The record is from RefSeq and is a predicted model, not a curated record. The transcript is spliced from 2 exons.